Messenger RNA from Mucor velutinosus, 1422 nucleotides. Its product is annotated as MFS domain-containing protein. Gene Ontology annotation, biological process: regulation of transcription by RNA polymerase II. The record is from RefSeq and is a predicted model, not a curated record. Gene Ontology annotation, molecular function: DNA-binding transcription factor activity, RNA polymerase II-specific; RNA polymerase II cis-regulatory region sequence-specific DNA binding. NCBI's taxonomy places the organism in Eukaryota, Fungi, Mucoromycota, Mucoromycetes, Mucorales, Mucoraceae. The transcript has 6 exons. The coding region runs from base 1 to 1422 and encodes 473 amino acids. Gene Ontology annotation, cellular component: nucleus.
AUGUCCUACUCAUACCAACAAGAUAACAUCAAAUCAGACGAAUUGAAAAUCUUUACCUCAUCUACUACUUGCAAGCAAAUGCUGAAUCACUUCUAUCCUUCACCUCACUCGCCACCCAAUGAACAAGACAUUUUGUUAAACACACCAUUGCUGCAGGAACAGCAACAAAAUCACGAAGAUUGGCUGAUCCAAAACCAAUUCAAUUUCUGUGCCUACAGUAACAACAACUCUGAAGCAUCUUGCUCACCUGGUAUCCGUACCCCUGAUCUCAGUUUAUCUGACAAUUCACAAAUGUUUGGUUUUACAUCCUUUCUGAACCAAGCAUAUUUCUCCAACUCUAUGCAUCAACAACAACAACAACAACAACAACAACAGCAGCAACAACAACUCGUUCCUUCGCUAUCCCAUCAAGAUCAUUUGAUGUUGUUACAAAAAGGAUAUUCCGAAAAUCAUCAUCCUGCUAAUUCCAAUCUGCUAUUGACUAUUCAGCCGCAGAGUAAACAACAGCAUCAGCAGAAACAGGACCCCUAUGAACAGACACUCCUUCCUAUGCCUUACAGUCAUGAUUACUACAACGAUAGUCAAGUCAUUAUCGAUACCAACGUACAACAGUAUAAGCAGCAUCAUCACGACGAUUCCGCCUUGACCCAAUUAUCACGGGAGCAGCUUAUUGAACGUGUAGUACAAUUGGAGAUGGAAAGAUCAAAUAGAUCUGCUGCCGAUGUCGACUGUCGAGCUUUUUACGAACAAGCAAGAAUAGACACAAACAAGAGCUUCUCAUCAGGCCAAACUUCACAUGAAAUCAAGAUUGAACCAGCAGAUCCAUCUGCAUUAUACAGCCAAACUUCCGCCGAGAACACUGUGGAAAUGUAUUCCUGUUUAUGGGUCAAAUGUACAUCUCAAGCACCCUCUUUGGAGAAGCUUAUGACGCACAUUUGCGAAAAUCAUAUCGGCAGUGGCAAGGCCACUUACUUUUGUGAAUGGAAAGACUGUGCUAGAAAUAAGAAACCAUUCAUGAAGAGACAUAAAAUGCACAAUCACAUGAGAACACAUACAGGUGAACGGCCUUUUGUCUGUACCGUGAUAGGCUGCAACAAGACUUUUUCUAGACCUGAUUCCCUCAGUACACAUAUAAAAACACAUUCCGAUAUUCGACCCUAUUUAUGCUCUAUGCCUGGUUGCGAAAAAGCCUACUUUCAUUCAAGAUCCCUUAGAAAACACAUUAAAUCAACCCACCUCAAGAAAUCCUCCACCACUGCAUCAGUAACAACUGCAUCGGCUCGUCGGAAUAACCCGUCUUUCACGACUGUAUCACAACAACAAAGAAGAAAACUGAACAGCAAUAUGAUAAAAUCACCUGUUCAUUUGGAUUCACCACACUCAUUACAACUUAUACCCAGUAACACGACUACGUUUUAUUAA